Molecule: messenger RNA, 1723 nt
Organism: Cuscuta europaea
Lineage: Eukaryota; Viridiplantae; Streptophyta; Magnoliopsida; Solanales; Convolvulaceae
Source: the annotation of a GenBank genome assembly
CAGAAGAAACCUCAGCUCACCUUUACAACACGGCAUUAUUCGAUUCAUCAUUCGACCCCUUGCUUUCUACGGAGUGGAUUACAUAUAUAACCAGCGAUACAAACCUUCUUAACUUUCUGCAGCCAUCGGCAAUGGCGCUUCUUUAUCCCAACAAUGUCUUUUCAUAUUCCUUUACAGCCCUAUUUUUACUUUCGCUUUAUCUCCGUUCAACGGCGUAUUACGUUUGGAAGGGCCGACAUAGCCAGCAGCAGCACAUACAACAAGCCAGAAUGCCGGUAAUCAAACCCUCUUGCAAUAUGUUCUACGGAAGCUGGAUCUACGAUGAAUCUUACCCUCUCUACUCACCCUCCAGCUGCAACUUCAUCGACUCGACGUUUGACUGCAGCCGGAGACCCGACACCAAUUACCUUAAGUAUCGCUGGCAGCCGGCCGCCUGUGACCUCCCUAGUUUCAACGGGAUCCAAUUUCUGAAUAAAAUGAGAGGGAAGAGUGUGAUGUUUGUCGGCGAUUCUCUGAGCCGCAACCAGUUUGAGUCGUUGAUUUGUAUGAUUCAAACCUUGAUUUCACCUUCUGAUCCAAAACCCCAAACCCAGAUGAACGGCGGCGACCCAUUAUCCUCUGUAUCUUUCCCUGAGUAUGGAGUGAAAAUAUCGUACUACAAAGCAGUAUUCCUUGUGGAUAUAGACAUGUACCAGGGGAAGAGAUAUCUGAAACUGGAUGACAUAAGAGGAAACGGGAAUGCUUGGUUGAAUGCAGAUGUGCUUUCUUUUAACACAGGUCACUGGUGGUCUCAUUCGGGCUCUACCCAAGGUUGGGACUAUGUGGAGUAUGAUGGGGUGCAACAUCAAGCUUUUCAGGAUCCACUGGAUGCUCUUGAAAGAGGACUGAGAACAUGGUCGCAAUGGGUGGAUGAUAAUGUUGAUUUCAGUAGAACGAAAGUGUUUUUCCAAAAUAUCUCUCCUACACACUACGGCUCUGGGCAAUGGAAUAUAGGACCAACAUCUACAACGUUAGAGAGCUGUACUGGACAGACAGGACCUAGUAUGACAUAUCCAGUGACAUACCCCGACCCAAUUGAAGAGGUGUUGGCAAACGUAAUUGGAGGAAUGAAGAACCAACCAUUCUUGCUCAACAUAACUGCGCUAUCGGAAAUGAGAAAAGAUGCACACCCGUCCGUUUACAGUGCAAGUAGCAGCUCAGCUGAGAUGGCAAACCAAAAAACUGCUGAUUGCAGCCAUUGGUGCCUUCCUGGCUUACCUGACACCUGGAAUGUGUUAUUCAACUAUGCUCUUUCCCUCUAACCUCGCCUCCAUGACCUACUUAGGUGCUAAUGAGGCUAUAUAAUUUGCUUCUGGAACCUGUCUUUCGGCGUCUUAGAAGAAUAUGGGGAUGACAACCCUUAGAACGACCCUUCAUCCAUCCUCAUUGCUGUAUCUACCCUUAAGGAGUUUUUGCAAUUUCACAAGGAGUAGAGUUUUGUAAUUUCAUUUAUAUGUAUAUAUGUAAUCACAGUACCAUGGCUGCCAACUUGGUGUGUGUGCCUGCGUAUGGUUGGAUGUAGUAGGACUAUCAGAACAAUGUAUUUAUUCAUUUAUUUAUUUAUUAUUUUAUUUAGACAUACUAGUGAUGUGUAAAUCCUUUGACAUGUACGGAGUAUUUUAGAACCAUUGGAUAAUUGUUAUUUUCAACUUAUGAGCUUUAUCGACCAAUUUUCUUUACUAAA